AUGAUCGUGGCCUCCUUCGUGCCGCCGGUGUACUACGCCUUCCUCUGCCACCCGCCGGCGUGGGUGGCCUACCUGUCCGCGAUCACGGCGUUGGGCGCGCUGGUGGUGGCCGCGCUGCUCUCCCCGUCCUGCUCGUCCCCGCGCUACCGCCGCCUCCACGCGGCGCUGUUCCUGGCCAUGGGCCUAUCGGGCGUCGUCCCGGCGCUGCACGCGCUGUGGCUCAACUGGGGCCACGCCGCCUGCUACCUGGCGCUCGGCCUCGAGGUCGCCAUGGGCCUCGCCUACGCCACGGGAGCCUGGUUCUACGUCAGCCGCGUGCCGGAGAAGUGGCGGCCCGGGGGGUUCGACGUCAUCGGGCACAGCCACCAGAUCUUCCACGUGCCUGGGGUUUUGCAGCUAGCGAGAGGCGCUUGA
Messenger RNA from Miscanthus lutarioriparius, 414 nucleotides. The record is from the annotation of a GenBank genome assembly. Lineage: Eukaryota; Viridiplantae; Streptophyta; Magnoliopsida; Poales; Poaceae.